This is a messenger RNA of Topomyia yanbarensis, 1681 nucleotides long. RefSeq lists its product as uncharacterized. Gene Ontology annotation, cellular component: membrane. The transcript is spliced from 7 exons. Gene Ontology annotation, biological process: sodium ion transmembrane transport. The record is from RefSeq and is a predicted model, not a curated record. Gene Ontology annotation, molecular function: ligand-gated sodium channel activity. The coding region runs from base 251 to 1552 and encodes 433 amino acids. NCBI's taxonomy places the organism in Eukaryota, Metazoa, Arthropoda, Insecta, Diptera, Culicidae.
UAUGCGCUGUUGAACGAUCUAUGUUGAUUAAAGCAAGAGGAUCCAAAAAAUGAUACCAAAUAUUAUUAACUGAUAAGCAUGAAAUAUUUAUUACCAUGACAAUGUUUAGAUACAUCUAGUCUCCGCGAUUUAUAUAAAUAGUUGCAACCCGAAGCAUAAUCGGUUUUAGUCUGAAUACAUUGAAGUGAGACGGUGCAGAUGUCAUUCGUGGAACAAAAUGUAAACCAUUUCCCAAGUCUUCAUUAACAAAAUGAUUCGUACUAAACUUAAGCAAAAAUUUUGGGAUUUCCUUAACUCAGUGUGCUUCGAACCGAAACGAUUAAUUAAGAUAAUAGUGCUUAGUAUUUGUAGUGUGGUGGUAGUUUUUCAGUUAACGGAGUGUUUCCAGAAGCUAAUCAAUCCACCAAUCAACACACAUUCUCGGUUCGAGUUGAACGAGUCCAUGCUGUAUCCGGCGAUCACUUUCUGUCGGAAUCCACCGUACAAGUACGACGUAAUGCAGAAGUACAACCUGUCGCAACAUCCAAAGUAUGCCAAUGCUUUCAACAAUUUCAACUUCAACGAAAGCUCGCUGGACGAACUUUUCCGGGAGGCCACAUACAAUCAGAGUGACUACUUCAUCCAGUAUGGACUGGAUGGUCUGUCGGAAAAUAUUGAAGUUAUCGGCAGUAUGCAUUUGGAUAUGGGUCAUUGCUUCACCCUGAAUCCACUAGUGACGACAAACCAUUCGUGGAAGCAAGUAGGUUACUCGAUUCUGCUGAUGCACGAUAUGAGAGAUGAGGAGUACUUUCUGGGGGAAGUUUUGCCGGGUUGGCACAUUUUUAUCCAUGAUCCCGCGGAAGGAUUUGCAGAAAAUCGCAUGCAAUCAUCAGGCCGAGUCGAGUAUCUUUUCAUGGAAGUUGACGAGGAAGUAGAGGUAAAACUAACCACUCAACAUUUCUACAUGCUUCCCAGCGACGAGAAUCAGUGUACCACUGAGUCGGAAAUGAGUUCUACUAGGUGUAGUGAGCUUUGUCACUGGCGCCACGUGGUCGAGAAAGUUGGAUGUACCGGUCCCUGGAUGCCGGGUAUCGAAGGUGAGCAGUGUCAUACAGCAAAGGACACUCAGCAGCUUAUCAAAUACUACAAAGUGAUGGAAGACAUUGACAGUACGGUGUGUGGAUGCUACCAACCAUGUUCGAGUUCCAUCUUCACGACGUACGUGAUGAACCGGAAGCACUUCAACAUCACCAUUCCAGCCGGGCAGUUGUGGCUAUACUAUACUUCCAAGAUGGUUACUAUCGUCAAAGAGUUCCAUGGAUACGACCUGACUCAGUUCGUUGCCGAUUUGGGUGGUUCGCUUGGUUUCCUGCUGGGUCUGUCUGUGCUCGGUUUGAUUGGACUGCUGGAAAAGAUCGUUGAGCUGAUUUUUAUCCGAAGGCUGAUCGCUGAAAAACGAAAUAAACAGAAAGUUGACAGCAACUUCGAGAAGAGCUCUGACAGACGGCAGGACGAGCUCAGUCAGACCGAAUCGUCCGAUGCAACUUUGGCGGUGGCGAAUAUCAAGCAAUAGGCGUCGGUUUCCCGCCCAGCAUGUUUAACGUUUAGAACAGGCAGAUCAAAGAAGCCAUAUUUAUUUAAAUCGGGUAUUCCGGUGGCCUUCAGCAACAAACACCUGACGAGAAAAUGGUUUAGACAGUUG